This is a messenger RNA of Durusdinium trenchii, 449 nucleotides long. The record is from the annotation of a GenBank genome assembly. Lineage: Eukaryota; Dinophyceae; Suessiales; Symbiodiniaceae.
GCCAAGGCCAGGGUCGAGCCAAAGAAGGAGACGAAGGAAGAGAAGAGCACAAAGGCUGAGAAGAGCAAGAAGGAGGAGAAGAGCGCAAAGGAGGAUAAGAACACAAAGGACGACAAGAACAAGAAGGACGAGAAGAGCAAGAAAGACGAGUUUUGUGAGCGUUGCUUCGAGAGAGACGAUAAGAACACAAAGGAAGAGAAGAGCAAGAAAGACGAGAAGAGCAAGAAAGACGAGAAGAGCAAGAAGGAAGAGAAGAGCAAGAAGGAGGAGAAGAGCCCAAAGGAUGAUAAGAACACAAAGGAAGAGAAGAGCAAGAAGGAGGAGAAGAGCAAGAAGGAUGAGAAGAGCAAGAAGGACGAGAAGAGCAAGAAGGAAGAGAAGAGCAAGAAGGAAACUAAAGACAAGGAUGAUGAUAAGAAGGAUAAGAAAAAGAAGAUCAACAGAGGGGA